Molecule: messenger RNA, 1672 nt
Organism: Contarinia nasturtii (swede midge)
Lineage: Eukaryota; Metazoa; Arthropoda; Insecta; Diptera; Cecidomyiidae
Product: aminoacylase-1-like
Exons: 7
Coding region: 57-1406 (449 amino acids)
Biological process (GO): amino acid metabolic process
Cellular component (GO): cytoplasm
Molecular function (GO): aminoacylase activity
Source: RefSeq, a predicted model, not a curated record
GCAUUCACUUCAAAGUUGUGAAUAACAGAAGUCCAAAGAUUAAAUUAAUCAAAAAAAUGUCAAAGUGGGAAAGUAACGAAGAGAUUCAAUUAUUUCGAGAAUAUUUGCGUAUUCCUAGUGUUCAACCAAAUGUGGAUUAUGAACCGUGUGUGUCAUUUCUAAAGAAACAAGCAGCAGCUUUGAAUCUACCCAUAUCAGUGUGUUUUCCCGGCAACGAAAAGUGUCCGGUCAUUAUUAUGUCAUGGAAGGGAUUAAAUUCAGAUCUUCCAUCAAUAAUGUUAAAUUCCCAUAUGGAUGUAGUGCCCGUUGAUGAAAAUCGCUGGACACAUCCACCAUUUGCAGCCGAUAUCGAUGAAAAUGGAAGAAUUUUCGGUCGUGGCACACAAGAUAUGAAAUCCAUUGGAAUGUUGUACUUAGCUGCCAUUCGGGCAUUGAAAAGAGAUGGAAAACAACUAAAACGAACAAUUCACGUAACAUUCGUGCCAGACGAAGAGAUCGGAAGUGAAUUUGGAAUGAAGGCUUUUGUAAAAUCGAAUGAAUUUAAAGCGCUUAAUGUUGGCUUUGUUCUGGAUGAGUCGUGUGCUUAUCCAUUGAAUAAAGUUCUUGUUUUUUAUGCGGAACGUCGACAAUUGGCAAUUGAAUUGAUUUGUGAAGGUCAAGCUGGCCACGGUGCAUUUAUACAAGAGAAUACGCCGGGUGAAAAAGUUCAAUACAUGAUCAAUAAAUUGAUGGGAUUGCGGAAAAGUGAAGCGGAUAGAUUGAAACAAAAUCCCGAAUUGAAACCGGGCGAUGUGACAGCAAUAAAUUUAACCAUUUUAAAGGGUGGACAGCAAAUAAAUGUGGUGCCCAAUGAAAUGAGCAUUUCGUUUGAUAUUCGUUUGGCCAUCGAUGUAAAUCACAAUGAUUUUGAAGAACAGUUGCAGCAAUGGUGUGACGAAGCUGGAGGGGGCAUAACAAUAAAAAUAUUGUUGAAUGAUCCAGAAGCAUCGAUCACAAAAAUUGAUCACACCAAUCCCUAUUGGGUGGCAUUCGAAAGUGCUAUGAAGGAUUUAAAUUUGGAUUUUGAAACGAUCGUUUGUCCGGGAUGUACUGACGCUAGGUAUCUCAGGCAGUUGAAUUUGCCGGCUCUUGGGUUCACACCAUUGCCAAAUACACCAAUCAAACUACAUGAUAAUGACGAGUUCGUCGAUGCCGAUGUUUAUUUGAAUGGCAUCAACGUUUACAUGAAGAUGAUGUUGUUCAAACUACAAACACCAAUGUCGUGGCGAUCUAGAGUGGACAUUUUGUCAACAAAAAAUGCGUGUUAUUGUUGUUGUCGUUUCAUUACUCUGGCGACGCAUAAACAAUUUCACAAUUUUACAUCGUUUUACACCAUUCACAUUUUACUUACAUCGAAUGAAAUGUAAAUCAACGGCGGCUUCUGUCGGGGUGGUGAUGGUGGUUCCUUUUCCAAAAUCAUAGUUUGAUGCAAUCUUGCAUAAUGCCCUCGCGGAUGACGCCGCUUGAAAUUGAAGAACAUUUAAAAAAAUAAAAAUGUGAUUUGUUUCGAUUGCAAAGAAAAUAUGAUCGUGGCAGGCGCUUUUUUGGCCAUAUAAUUACGUGAGAUUGUGAAAUUAUUUUAAAAUAUUGAAAUUAACAAAUAAAAUGUGAAUAAACAUGUUUGUCAUCAAUA